This is a messenger RNA of Menidia menidia (Atlantic silverside), 3557 nucleotides long. The record is from the annotation of a GenBank genome assembly. NCBI's taxonomy places the organism in Eukaryota, Metazoa, Chordata, Actinopteri, Atheriniformes, Atherinopsidae.
GCGUACCUGUUUUUCGGACGCGGAAGCGACGGCGUUCGCUGGGGUUUCCUCCUCCGUACCUCCGCUGAGCUUGGCAGUUUCGUCCUCUUUUCUUCAUGCAUGUGUGACAAAUAAAGCCGGAGUAAGUCAAGAACAGCGGCUUUCUUUCUUCCCCCCCCCCCCCCCCCCCCCCCCCGGAGUUGUGGAAGCGAGUGCCCCCCCACCACCCCUCAGCGGGGAGUACCGUCCGAUGGCAUCCGCCGCACAGACGCCUUCGGGCGGCCCGGCUCUGGGAGCAGGGCCCGGGGAGAGUGCGUCGAUCCCCGGAAGCGCGGAGCAGCUCAGCCCAUCUUCCCUCAACCGCAUCCUAAUGGAGUUCUUGAUUUACUUCGGACGGGCCGUGUUCGUCUUCUACCCGGUCUACCUAACGGGGUACCUGGGCCUCAGCAUCAGCUGGGUGCUGCUGUGCAUGCUGAUGAUCACAUGGUGGAACAAAAAUCGCCGGUGGAAAGACGCACGGAUCGGAUCCGCGAUUGACUUCGUCGACAACGAGACGCGCGUUAUUAACACAGAGCUGAAAGCCACCUUACAGAUGGCUUCAUGGGUACAAUUCCCUGAUGUUGAGAAAGUCCAGUGGGUUAACAAGGUAUUAGAGCAGGCCUGGCCUUUCUUUGGGAUGUACAUGGAGAAGCUCCUGAAAAUGAACAUCCAGCCCUCCAUCAGGCUUUCCAACUCAGCGCUCAAAAUGUUUACUUUCACCAAGGUCCACUUCGGCCACAGACCUCUCAAGAUCACUGGUAUCAAAUCUUACACCCAUGAAGUGGAUCAGAGGGAGGUGAUUCUGGACCUGAACAUAGACUACGACAGUGACGUGGACAUCGAUGUUAACAUAAACGCAGCAAUCAGAGCUGGUGUGAAAGGACUCAAACUGCAGGGCAUGCUGAGGGUCAUUUUGGAGCCUCUCAUCGGUCAAGCACCGCUGGUUGGAGGUGUCACUUUUUUUUUCAUUUGCCGCCCAACCUUACAAAUCAACUGGACUGGCAUGACCAAUCUUCUGGACACCCCUGCCUUUAGCUCACUGUCUGAGGAAACCAUCUUGGACAUCAUUGCCUCCCUCAUGGUGUUGCCUAACCGCAUGUGUAUUCCCCUGAUAGACCAGGUCAAAGUGGAUCAGAUGAGGUUCCCACUUCCACGUGGGGUAGUGAGGGUCCACGUGCUGGAGGCCAGAAACCUGCUGGCCAAGGACACAUACAUGAUGGGAUUGAAGAAAGGCAAAUCAGACCCAUACGUGUUACUCAGAGUUGGCAACAAGCAGUUCAAAAGCAAGACCAUCCAGAACACGUUGGCACCAAAAUGGAAUGAAGUGUAUGAGUUUGUCGUCCAUGAGGCUCCAGGGCAGGAAUUGGAGAUGGAUUUGUUUGAUGAAGACACAGAUAAAGAUGACUUCCUUGGAACAUAUAGCCUUGAUUUAGGAGAUGUGAAGAGGGAGAAAGAAAUGGAUCAGUGGUUUCCUCUGGAGGACGUUGAGCAUGGUGAAGUUCAUCUCAAACUCCAGUGGCUGUCCCUGAAGGCAGACUCCAGUUUACUGAAGGAGACCAACAACGGCCUUGCCUGCGCCAUGCUUGCCAUUUAUCUGGACAAUGCCUCCAACCUACCAAAAGACCACAGUGAGUUCUCCUCACAACAAAAACAUGGGAAACACACAAAGGAGGCAAGGCUCACAAAGAGAAAUGCUGGUCCAAACUCUUUGGUGGAAUUUUCCAUUGACAAGGACAUUCAGAAAAGCAAGGUUGUGUUUGCAACUAAAGACCCCGUGUGGGAGGAGGGCUUCACAUUCUUCGUGCAGAACGUCAAAACACAGCAGCUUUUUGUUCAGGUCAAAGAGCAUGAAAAGAAAACUCCGCUGGGUGUUCUCAACUUGCCACUAAGUCGCCUCCUCAACUCUUCGGACAUGAUUCUUGACCAGCGUUUCUUGUUGGAGCGCUCUGGGGCGAACAGCCAGAUCAAGCUGAAGGCCACUCUGCGGAUUCUUACUGUUGAUGAGCCACCACCCAAAAUCGUCCCCCCUUCUCCCUCUCAAGCUAAACAACAGACACCACAGAACAAGCAGGGAGAACACAUUUCCACGUCCAUUCCCUCCUCUGCUGCUGUUUCCUCCAACAACACGCCUGCUGCCUCAUCACCAGCCCAAAUGGCUGAUUCGCUGAAUGGCUCAAAUGAAAACUACUUAUCAAACCGCCGUGGCUCAUUCUUGGCUACAGACACCCUGAGUUCACCAUAUAAUACCCCUAUGCGCCGGUUUGACUCUCACAGCCUGCUGUCAGAGAACUCGAUUGCAUCAUCGCGUUUAGACCUCUCAGACGGAGAAUCCUACCCGGAGUAUAUUAGGAAUCAUAAAGGCUCAUUUGGAGAGAUCCACCUGACUGUCAAAUAUGCUUCUCUGAGGAACAAACUCAUCAUCCUGGUUGACGCUUGCAGGAACUUAUUCCCCUGCAGUGAGAAUGGAACAGACUCCUACGUACGCCUCUAUUUACUCCCAGACCAGACCUGGAGACACCGCAAGAAGACACACGUCAAGAAGAGGACGGUCAACCCCGUCUUUAACGACAAGUUUGAGUUUGACUUAUCACUUGAAGAAGCACGGACCAGGAAGUUGGAUGUGGCAGUUAAAAAUAAUAAAAUGUUUCAUACCAGAGAGAGAAAAGACAUUGGCAUGGUGCUGCUUGAUCUCUCACAGAUGGAUAUAGCCAAGGGUGUCACAGAGUGGUACGAGCUCACCCUACCUGGGUUGAAGAAUUCCCACUAGCAGGUGUAACCGUAAAACCUGUGAGCAGCUGCAAGCCAAAGAGAAGCUAUGAGAGCUGCAAGCCCAUCUGUCUUAAUUGCACAUCCGAUUCAUCUUUCUAUCAAGAAGCACGCUGUAGAAAAAUGUAUAUACAUAACUGGCACACGGUGAUAUCCAACACUACAGUCACCUCAGCAUUUAAGUUUAUGUAGUCUCUGCUGCAGAUGCUCUUCACAUGCAAAUGGAGCUGCUGGAUUAUAGGUCUAUUUAUUUUUGGAUAUUAAUAUUGACAGAUCAAGCUUAUUAACAUCUAAAACAAAGUUUAUUUUGAGUUUUAUUUUAUCAUUUUAAUAUUUUUUAGCAGCAAAUGAUAAAUUCUCAGAGACAAGGCAAAGUUUCAAUAUUUUGUAAUUGAUUUGUUAAAUUAAUGUGAGACAGUUAUCUUUCGUAUUUGUAUGUAAAUAGUUGAAUUGCUACUGUUUUAUGUAAUGGGUUGAGGGAAAUUAAAUUAAAACUUGUGUUUUUUGUAGCUAUCCAGUCUGUGUUUGUUGCACUGGAUUUCACUUUCUGCCAUUUGGCAUUUGGCACCUGAUAAGCAGGGAGCUUAUCAGGUGUGCUUAAAGGGGGGCAUUUAACAGUUAGGGUUGUGGGAAGCUUAAACCUGACUUUUACAAAAGUUUUCAAAAUAUAGAUGUUUUUUUCUUUCAUUCUGUCACAUAAAUUUCCAGGACGUUUUAUGUAACCUGAUGAACCUUUAUGUAUCUAAGUUGAAAAGCAAUAAAUAUUGAGUAUC